This is a messenger RNA of Amphibalanus amphitrite, 2145 nucleotides long. Its product is annotated as RING-type E3 ubiquitin-protein ligase PPIL2-like. Lineage: Eukaryota; Metazoa; Arthropoda; Thecostraca; Balanomorpha; Balanidae. The record is from RefSeq and is a predicted model, not a curated record. Gene Ontology annotation, cellular component: catalytic step 2 spliceosome. The coding region runs from base 304 to 1878 and encodes 524 amino acids. Gene Ontology annotation, biological process: protein folding; protein peptidyl-prolyl isomerization; protein polyubiquitination. Gene Ontology annotation, molecular function: ubiquitin-ubiquitin ligase activity; peptidyl-prolyl cis-trans isomerase activity. The transcript has 11 exons.
CGUGUGGGACGACGGUGAAAACAGGGCGCCUGGGGCGAUUUGAUCAAGGUUCGUGAAAUUUACACGUGACUCUCGGAAUGUAGAAGGCCGAGAAGGCCCACGGAGGGGGAGCAGUUCCAAAUAUCACGUGACUAAAAUGCCCUGCGGCGCCCUGCUUUCACCGGCGUCCUACGUGUGCUGUUUUGUUUGUGUUUUGUGAUUGAUCAAUAUUAGGUGGAUUCUGUGACAAUAAGGUUGUAAAUAUAUCGCUAAGACGCCUCUCAACAUACUCACGAAGCAAGCUAUCAAAAAGGCCAAGAAGAAAUGGGUAAAAAGCAACAUCAGAAGGAUAAAUUGUACCUGACAGCCACCGAGUGGGCCACGCAGUAUGGCGGCCACCGUCCGACGCGGCCCGAGGACCGCGAGUUCCGCCGGCUGCCGUUCACCCACUGCGCGCUGUCGCUGCAGCCCUUCGAGAACCCGCUCUGCACCGCCGACGGGCACGUGUUCGACCUGCUGCACGUCGUGCCGUUCGUGCGGAAAUACAAGAUCGAUCCCAUCACGGGAAAGCCGCUGGAAGCCAAGGCGCUCAUCAAGUUGAAUUUCUUCAAGAACAGUGAUGGAAAGUACCACUGCCCGGUGCUGUUCAAGGUGUUCACGGAGAACUCCCACAUCGUGGCCAUCAAGACCACCGGCAACGUCAUGUCCUACGAGGCGGUGGAGGAGCUGAACAUCAAGCCCCAGAACUGGAAGGAGCUGGUCACAGACGAGCCCUUCACCAGGAAGGACAUCAUCACCAUACAGGACCCCAAGAACCUGCAGAAGUUCAACCUGUCCGCCUUCUACCACAUCAAAAACAACAUCAAGGUCACCGACGAAGAGGCGGAGCGCAGUCGACUGGACCCUCAGGCGCGCCUGAAGAAGGUCAACUCGGUGACCAAGGAUGUGCUGGAGGAGCUCGAUCGCGAGUACAAACCCGCGCAGAAGGAGGUCAAGGAGCAGAAGAAGGCCGACAAGUUCAACGCGGCGCACUUUUCCACGGGUGUGGUGGCGGCCGGGUUCACUUCGACCGUCAUGGAGCCCGUGCUGGAGCACGAGGCGGCCGUCGUCGAUGACGACACGGUCCGAUACAAACACGUCAAAAAGAAAGGGUAUGUUCGUCUGGUGACCAAUGUCGGCCCUCUGAACCUGGAGUUGCACUGUGACCAGACGCCGCGCGCCUGCGAGAACUUUAUCAAACACUGCGCCAGCGGGUACUACAACGGCACCAAGUUCCACAGGUCCAUCAGAAACUUCAUGAUUCAAGGAGGCGACCCCCAGGGAACCGGUGAGGGCGGUCAGAGUAUCUGGGGAGAGCCUUUCGCCGACGAGUUUCGGCCUAAUUUGGGCCACAACGGUCGCGGAGUGCUCUCUAUGGCCAACUCGGGGCCAAACACCAACAAAUCGCAGUUUUUCAUCACGUACCGUUCGUGUAAGCACCUGGACAACAAGCACACGGUGUUCGGCGGCCUGGUUGGAGGGCUGGACACGCUCUCCACCAUAGAGAAGGUGGAGGUGGACAACAAGGACAGGCCCAUCGAGGACAUAGUCAUCACGGCGGCGCACGUAUUUGUUGACCCGUUCGCCGAGGCCGAUCAAGAGCUGGCCCGGCUGAGGACGGAGGAGGCCGAGCGGCUGCAGGCAGAGUCGGGCUCCAAAGUCACCUCCACCUCCGCCCGGAGCGGUAACGCCGUGCGCGGACCGCUCAAACCUCUGAGGGAGGGGGUCGGGAAGUACAUCGCACCCGGAGCCACCGCCGCCGCCGCCGCGUCCAAAACGAAGGCCGACGAGCCGCCGCCGCAGCCGAACAAGAAGCGGAAGGAGGCGUCGUACGAUUUUGGCAGCUUCAGUUCGUGGUGAGCGGGCGGUGGAGGCGGGUUCGUGACGUCACAGUACCGCCGACCCGCCUGGGACUGACUGUGCGACGUCAGGCUGGAAGGUGCGUGGUACGAAAUGUGUGUGGAAUGGAGAGCUGUUUUCUCUGACAGCGCGUUGCAAGGUACUAAGGUGGUGUACUUUUUCCAUCGCAUUCCAUUAUGCUCAUCCAAUUCGCCGGUGAAGUCAUCAGCAAUAAGUGUAUAUUGAGUCACGUUUGCCAAUAACAUGAAAUAUAAACUGAUACAAAUA